Messenger RNA from Morus notabilis, 1344 nucleotides. Its product is annotated as mitogen-activated protein kinase kinase 6. The coding region runs from base 160 to 1224 and encodes 354 amino acids. Lineage: Eukaryota; Viridiplantae; Streptophyta; Magnoliopsida; Rosales; Moraceae. The transcript has 8 exons. Gene Ontology annotation, biological process: protein phosphorylation. Gene Ontology annotation, cellular component: cytoplasm. The record is from RefSeq and is a predicted model, not a curated record. Gene Ontology annotation, molecular function: protein serine/threonine kinase activity; ATP binding.
UUCGUUUGAAUUAUUAUGCAACUCUAACGAGUAACGAGUCAAGUGUCGCCAUCUCCAACAAAAGAAUAAGCAACUCUCUCUCUCUCUCUAGAAUCGGCCAUUGAAAUUUCAAACCCUAGCGACCUGCUCAAUCUCACUAUACCCACGAGCCCACUCAGCAUGAAGACCAAGACGCCAUUGAAGCAACUCAAGCUCUCUGUUCCCACUGAAGAAACCACUAUCUCUUCCUUCUUAACUGCAAGUGGCACCUUUCAUGAUGGCGAUCUUCUCCUAAACCAGAAAGGUUUGCGGCUCAUUUCCGAAGAAAAGGAACCCCGCUCUGCCAGUAAUAAGGAGCUUGAUUUUGAGUUUUCAUUGGAAGAUCUUGAGGCCAUCAAAGUCAUUGGCAAGGGAAGUGGUGGCGUAGUACAACUUGUUCGUCAUAAAUGGCUUGGAAAGCUGUUUGCCUUGAAGGCCAUUCAGAUGAACAUCCAAGAAGAAAUUCGCAAACAGAUUGUGCAGGAGCUGAAAAUAAACCAGGCAGCACAAUGUCCAAAUGUGGUUGUGUGUUACCACUCUUUUUACCACAAUGGAGCCAUUUCUCUUGUCCUAGAAUACAUGGAUCGUGGAUCUCUAGUAGAUGUUAUUAAACAAGUUAAAACGAUUCUUGAGCCAUAUCUUGCUGUUGUUUGUAAACAGGUUUUACAAGGUCUUGUGUACUUGCAUAAUGAAAGACAUGUAAUUCAUAGGGACAUAAAACCUUCCAAUCUGCUUGUAAACCAUAAAGGGGAAGUGAAGAUUACUGAUUUUGGCGUGAGUGCAUCACUAGCCAGCUCAAUCGGUCAAAGGGACACAUUUGUGGGUACUUACAACUACAUGUCGCCAGAGAGAAUUAGCGGAAAGACUUACGACUAUAGCAGUGAUAUUUGGAGUUUGGGCAUGGUUGUUCUCGAGUGUGCCAUAGGACGGUUUCCUUACAUGAGAUCCGAAGAUCAACAAAGCCGGCCAAGCUUUUAUGAACUUUUGGAAGCAAUAGUGGACAGUCCACCACCUUCUGCUCCACCGGAUCAGUUCUCCCCGGAGUUCUGUUCAUUUGUAUCUGCUUGCAUACAGGAGGACCCAGGGAAAAGGUCAUCGUCUUUGGAGCUUUUGAGUCAUCCUUUCAUCAAGAAGUUUGAAGACAAAGAUAUUGACCUCGGAAUUCUAGUUGGUAGCUUGGAACCUCCGGUAAAUUUUCCGAGGUAGCUUGUCUUUGUAAUAUUAAGAAUGUGGGGAAAAACUGCUGCUUCUCCUAUGUAUCAGUGUUCAGUUUUGACAGAACAUAACAUUACAUGAAUCUUUUCGUGGUAAUCAAGCAAAUCCUUU